CUGCUUAAACCCGUGCUUUGGGAUUCCACGGUGUUAGAAACACCAAGAGUUUGAGACACCCAUUUCAAAGCUGGACACUCCACCGUGGAGACGACACCCAAACGCUUCAGGACUAUGGACUAUUAAAUGACAGAGCAGCCAUGGGGCAGGCUCAGCAGACAGAGAACAGUCAGGAGAUUGAUGUCAAAGCCCUGCAGGACAUGUACAAACGGUUUGUCUUAGAGUGCCCAAGUGGAGUACUUUUUCUGCACGAGUUCAAGCGUUUCUUCGGUGUGGAUCCAACUGGAGAAGCGUCUGAGUAUGCGGAGAACAUGUUUCGAGUGUUUGACAAAAAUGGGGACAACACAAUAGAUUUCCUGGAGUUUGUGGCUGCACUCAACCUUGUUUUCCGUGGAGACCUGGAGCAUAAACUGCGCUGGUCGUUCAAGGUGUACGACAAGGACAGCAACGGCUACAUAGACCGGGAUGAACUACGGUCCAUAAUAGAUAGCAUCUAUCGGGUCAAGAGAGGCUCCAAGACCGACACAGAAGACUCAAAGCUUACAGUCGACGAGGUUGUAAAUCGAAUAUUAGCGGCUGUAGAUAGCGAUGGAGAUGGUACUAUCACCAUGGAAGAGUUCAUUAAAGGUGCACAGCAAGACCCUUGGGUGCUCAACAUGUUGAAGCUGGACAUGAACCCGGCCCGAUGGGUCAUGGAGCACCGGAGAAAGAGUGCACACUUCUGAAGCAUCAAAACACCUCAGCCUUCCCCAUGUGGACAAAAUGUGGAACAAUCACGGCUUCAAUUAAGACAUUUAGUCACGUCUAUAUAAUGUGUUAAGUGCACAAGUUAACACUGAAAAUCUAGAUUCUUCUUGCCAGCAUUUACAGUUUCAUAUUUACAGACUGGUCAUUAUAGUGUCUAUGUUGCCAUUAUUUAUCUUUUAGCAAAGGGACACUUAGAAAUGAGUGUGAGCAUACUGAAAAGUGUAUACUCACUACUUAUUUCUUUGGGUACAGCAUUCUGUGACAGCUAUACUAAUGGUCAAGCUUAAUUAUAUUAUUUUCAUUCAAGAAACACAUAACUGUAAUUAUAAACAAGUGCAUAUACAGUACAUGGCAUGCUAACUCUAAGUGAGCCUUUCUGUUGUAAAGUGUCAAUGUGUAAAUAACGAAUUAUUGUGCUUUUUUAUUGUCAUGUUUUUUGUUUUGUUUUUUACUAUUUUCAGUUUUGUUUGUUGUUAAGCGAAUAAUAACAUUACUGGGACAUAAUAUAUCAUCACUAUGUAUACACGUUGGCAUAAACUGAAUAAAAGUACUGUGAGAAACAUUGUUGUAUUUUACUUUUAAAGGCAGAUUUCACUACAUAUGAA
Acanthochromis polyacanthus (spiny chromis) is the source of this 1352-nucleotide messenger RNA. RefSeq names its product guanylyl cyclase-activating protein 2-like. Bases 141 to 725 code for a protein of 194 amino acids. The record is from RefSeq and is a predicted model, not a curated record. Gene Ontology annotation, biological process: visual perception. NCBI's taxonomy places the organism in Eukaryota, Metazoa, Chordata, Actinopteri, Pomacentridae. Gene Ontology annotation, cellular component: cone photoreceptor outer segment; photoreceptor inner segment. Gene Ontology annotation, molecular function: calcium sensitive guanylate cyclase activator activity; calcium ion binding. The transcript has 4 exons.